CCGUGCAUUAGUAUCGUCCUGAGCUUGGUAAUGCAGCCUUCACGGUGAAUUUACCGCCACCUCGGUGCGCCCACUCUGCAGGUCUCAGGCCGCCCAACUCCAGGACCUGAAAUUCCUCGACGCGACUUGUACCGAACUUACAUAAUGCAUGUGCCGCUGCCCAUGACUCCGGAGGCAAGCCGUCCUCGGACAGACACGAGCGCGCCGGACAGCGCCUCCAGCCGUUGGACGCUGGCAAGCAGCUCGCCUCGGACGGCAUGCCCGAUUUGCGACGGUGGCACAAAGCGCCCCCGUUCGCUGUGACGUACCAGCCACCCCCGCUUCGCUUCGCGUUCCUCCACGAACGAGCCCAUGGAAGGGCCAAAGCACCACCCCUUUCGCAUCCGGCGGGUGGAUGCACGGAUGCACGCACCGACCGCUCCUCCCUCCCUAUGAGCUGCUCGCCAUUCACCUGCGCCCACCCCCCGGUGACCAAGCCUGCUGCUAGCCCGGACCUAUCACUUGUUUCGCGUUACAUGGACAGGCAGGCGCUCCCCGGCCUACACACAGCAUCCUCGACCAAGCAAGACCAGCGAGCGAGCGAGCUUUGUCCAUUCCCUGCGCGACCCCGGCGAUUGCGAGUGUGGGGAGACGCUUUGGCACGCACAGGCGGCAGGGAGCCCGAUCGGUGUCUUGUCCACCUCCAGGACGCUCUUCCACAAACCCGCGGCGUGGUCUCGGCCGCCUCGCGCCCGCUCCGCCAGGUCGCGUCUGGACCGUCCCCCACCGAGGCCAUCGCCCCGACUCGUCCACCUAAGAGCCGCCUGGGUGAGACGGCAAGCACUCUGGUUGGCUGGCUCAACACGCAGGGGCCUGCCCAAUGGUUUGUGCGCCGCGGACGGGCUAGCGCACGGUAUGCUUCCGCCAGGACGAGCGCGUCCUGCCGCAGGCACUCGGGCUUGGCGCUACUUGCAGAGAUCUGUGAUCGGUCCCUGAGCCCCGCACCGGACCUGCCUCAUCGGGAUGCUCUCUUUCGCCGGAGCCGCCCUCCCGCGCCUCGGCUGCUCGACGGCCGCUGCGCCGCACGCUCGCUGCAGCCAGCGUCGACACCCGCAGCCGCAGCCGCGACGACAUUGGUAUGCGCGGGGGAGCCUGAGGGGAGCUGUUGAAGGCGACGAUCGUCUCGGUCAUACGCGCUCACACAUAGCGGCGGUACGGGCACCGUGCGGGUGCGAGGGCCAUGUGCACCGUGAUUGUCCGUGAAUGCGUGUUGGUAUACGGGCCACGGCGUGGCGCGCUCGAGGGCGUUGCACGUUGCACGGCUGGCUGGCCUCGAUAGGAUGUCGCUCCGACUCGCAAAGGGGCGAGUCGUCGUACGUACGUAUUGGGGCCCCGUGAAGCCUAAGCUUAUGGGCCUAGUGUAGCACCCGCGUUAUUCUUAGACUCAGGCCAGUCCAGCACCAGAGGGACUAGAACACUCGACAGGAUAUACUUGGGAUAUACUGCCCGACAUUGUCAUCGCACGCGGACAUUCCCACCA
Messenger RNA from Fomitopsis serialis, 1519 nucleotides. RefSeq lists its product as uncharacterized. The coding region runs from base 258 to 1148 and encodes 296 amino acids. The record is from RefSeq and is a predicted model, not a curated record. The transcript has 4 exons. NCBI's taxonomy places the organism in Eukaryota, Fungi, Basidiomycota, Agaricomycetes, Polyporales, Fomitopsidaceae.